Pelodiscus sinensis (Chinese soft-shelled turtle) is the source of this 743-nucleotide messenger RNA. The record is from RefSeq and is a predicted model, not a curated record. Lineage: Eukaryota; Metazoa; Chordata; Testudines; Trionychidae.
AUGGAGUCUAGAACGGCGCCGGGUGCGAAGAACCGAGAGCAGGAAGUGGCAUGUGGCUGGGGAAGCCUCUUCUGGCUCCAGCCCCGCCCCGCUGUGCCCUUCCUUGCAGGCUAUGCCAAUGAGGUUGGCGAGUCCUUCAGAGCCAUCGUGCCUGUCUCGCUGGUCUGGGCAAGCUACGGGGUGGCCACCUCCUACGUGGCGGCCGAUGCCAUCGACAAGGGCCGGAAGGCAGCUGCUGUGCACCAGCAGGACGCAGGCCGGACAGCGCGGGUGGCCGUGGCAGUGGGGGACACCUUUGUGUGGCUGGCACUGGCCUCCGUGGCCAUCCCAGGCUUCACCAUUAACCGGAUCUGUGCAGCCUCCCUCUACCUCCUGGGCACUGCCACCCGCUGGCCCCUCCCCGUCCGCAAGUGGGCGACCACGGCCAUCGGCCUCUCCGCCAUCCCCCUCAUCAUCAAGCCCAUCGACAGGUCCGUGGAUUUCCUGAUGGACGCCAGCCUGCGCAGGCUCUACGGCAGAGAAGAGAAAGGGCCCUCAUCCUAGCGCAGCCGGCGCCAUGGCCGCCCUCACCUCCUGCUGCCCCCAGCCCGCUGCUGGGAUCGCAGCUCUUCAGCCCGAUUCAGGAGACGUUGGCGCGGGCCAGGCUGGCACCGAAGCCACGGGAUCGGGAUUCACUGUGAACCCUGGCGGCAGGCCAGCUGCACUCACUCCCCCGCCCAGCGCCGGCCGCCACUGCCCCCUCC